UGUAGCUCUUACUUCUUCUAUCUUAUCUGUUUUGUGGUUUGACGUUUGACAUUUGAUAAAUGUUGAUGGCCGCCCAUUAAAUUUUUCCCUCUUUCAACCAGCUUUCAACUCAAGGCGCAAGGAAAGCAUUCCCAAUAAUAACUAAAUAUUCAAGCUGAUGAACCAGCGAUCUUUUUGGAAAAUAUUAUAGAAACAAGGCGCUCCAAAUAAUGGCAGACAGCAUAGAAGAGUUAUACGAAACGUAUAACAUUCUGACGGAAGCAAAAGAAAAUGUAUCCAAGCACUCCCAAGAGUAUUUGAAGUGUAUGGAGCGUACCAAAGGUAAUGACAAAGAGAAGAAGCUCGCAGCACAAAUAGUCUCGAAGUUUUUCAAACAUUUUCCUGAUCUUCAAGAAAAAGCUUUAAAUGCCAUAUUCGAUCUUUGUGAAGAUGAUGACAGUAUGGCAAAUGCUUUUCAAAGAACAGAAUAGGUAUUUCCCAG
Acanthoscelides obtectus is the source of this 481-nucleotide messenger RNA. The record is from the annotation of a GenBank genome assembly. NCBI's taxonomy places the organism in Eukaryota, Metazoa, Arthropoda, Insecta, Coleoptera, Chrysomelidae.